This is a messenger RNA of Homarus americanus (American lobster), 612 nucleotides long. RefSeq lists its product as uncharacterized. Lineage: Eukaryota; Metazoa; Arthropoda; Malacostraca; Decapoda; Nephropidae. The record is from RefSeq and is a predicted model, not a curated record.
GAUUAAACCAAACACGGCAUUGUUGUUUAUCAAUGUUUUUCUUGAACAAUAUUUCUCCCAGGAAAUAUGUGAAAAUGAACUAGGUUUAAGUGCCAAGUCGGUUGUGCAGUGGAAAACCUUUUGCAGUGAGGUGUGCAUGUACUGGAUGGAGAACCAGGAGCCAAUUGGUGGACCAAACACAGUUGUUGAGAUCGACAAGACUACAUUUGGCAAGAGGAAAGUCUAUCACGGGGUCCAGGUGAGGUGCGGCCUCUCGGUGUUUGGCGGCAUCGAGCGUGGGUCGGGCCGCAUGUUCAUUGUACCGGUGGAAGAGAUAGACUCUGACACCCUAGCUCCUCUGUGCCAGACAUUCAUCUCCGGGCACCACCGUCUACAGUGAGCGCUCCAUAGCUCGUCGACUUAGAGUCCUUGGGUUUGGCCACCAGACAGUUAACCACAGGCAAGGCUUGCAAGACCCCAUUACUGGCGUCCACACGGACAACAUUAAACGGCUGUGGAAGGACAUAAAAUCGUGGGUCAUGAGGAACGGCAUCAGAAACUACAAGUACUACCUCGCUCGCUACCUCUUCUGCCACGCUCACCAAGACCACACCACAAUCAUUCACCACUUCC